Molecule: messenger RNA, 4762 nt
Organism: Acanthopagrus latus (yellowfin seabream)
Lineage: Eukaryota; Metazoa; Chordata; Actinopteri; Spariformes; Sparidae
Gene: ell
Product: elongation factor RNA polymerase II
Exons: 12
Coding region: 167-2098 (643 amino acids)
Biological process (GO): snRNA transcription by RNA polymerase II; transcription elongation by RNA polymerase II; positive regulation of transcription elongation by RNA polymerase II
Cellular component (GO): transcription elongation factor complex
Molecular function (GO): cis-regulatory region sequence-specific DNA binding
Source: RefSeq, a predicted model, not a curated record
GUGUAUAAUGCGAUUUUCGGAUACAACACGUGUGACUAUAUAGGGCUUCAUUACUGCUCGGUGACCUCAUCGUCAGUGAGCAGUCAUUGAAUAUUCAUUGAAAAGCAACGGGAGUUCUCGGUUUACGACAGAGUGCGUCCGUGCGCGUGGUGGGAACGGUAGCAAGAUGGCGGCGCUGAAGGAGGAGCAGUGCUACGGACUGUCCUGUGGAAGAGUGAGCAACGGUAGCAAUGUCUCCGUCUUUCACGUCAAACUCACUGACAGCGCGCUGAAGGCGUUCGAGGGCUACCAGAGCAGCAAGGUCCUGUCAUCACGACCAUUGAUCAGGUUUAAUGGAAACCAAGGGAAAAUUUCAAUACCACGGUCCGAAAAUUCCAGUGAACUACAAACGUUUACUUUCUACCUGUCAAAUGUGGGCAGAGAUAACCCACAGGGCAGCUUCGACUGCAUCCAGCAGUACAUCACAAGUGAAGGGAGCAUUCAGCUGGAUUGUUUGGGUGGGAUCCAGGACAAGAUUACAGUAUGUGCCACAGACGACUCCUACCAGAAGGCCAGGGAAAGCAUGGCCCAGGUUGAGGAGGAGACUCGUAGUAGGAGUGCCAUUGUCAUCAAGCCAGGGGGGAGAUAUGUAGGUAAAAAGGUUCAGAUCCGGAAACCGGCACCUGGCCUGUCAGAUAUCGCCCCCUCACGGAGGACGUCUCGGCCUGUCAUCAUCUCUAGCGGAACGCUAAAGAAGAGCACAGCUCAGCACAGGCCACUCCGGGAGCGCCUUGUGCACCUGUUGGCCCUCAAGCCUUACAAGAAGCCAGAGCUGAUUCUGAGACUGCAGAAAGAUGGCCUCCUACCAUUAGACAAAGACUACCUGGAUAGCCACCUGCAACAGGUGGCGAACCUGAAUGGGAAAGACAACACCUUCACAUUAAAGGACUUUUUGUAUAAGGAAGUGCAGAAGGACUGGCCAGGCUACACAGAAGGAGACCAGCAGCUUCUCAAGAGAAUCCUGUUCAGGAAACAGAACAGCUCUGCUCCUCCACUGGAGAGCCCACCUAAAGAGCUGGCCGGCAGUUCGCCGUCUCAGAAACGGCCUGCUGCUGACUUCAUCGACCCCCUUGCAAACAAAAAGCCCAGAAUAUCACACCUUGCCAGCAAGGCUGCAACAGCCCCUGUCAAUGGCAAGCUCAGCUCUUCCAACGGGAGAGGAGAGGCCGGUGGAGCGCAAGGAGGAGUGGCAGUUUCUAUGUCAGAAAGUGGCACGACAUCCAGCUCCCAGCCGCUCCCUGUGCUGGACAUCCCUCGCCCUUUUGAAGCACUGUCAGAUGUCAGCAAUGACUCCAGCCACAACGGGAGAGACUGUGACUCUCAGGAAACCGCAGUGUCCGAGAGGCUCAGCCAACCUCCUUCGCUUUUCUCAGCCUCAACUGUGCUCACCGCGCCCAGCAUUGGCACAUCAUCUCCAGGACACCCGGCACUGGAGGGCCCCAGGGACAAGAGUCCUUCAUCCUGCAACAACAAGUCCAGGAAGAAGUCUAAAAAGCAUAAAGACAAGGAGAAGAGCAAAGACAGGGAGAGGGUGAAAGACAGGGUGAAGGAGAAGGUGAAGGAGAGGAAGAGUCCUGAGGAGUGUGUGCCUGAGCCAAACAGAGCCUGUGAGAUGAGCCCAGGAAACCUCAAAAUCAACAGUAUUCCACACAAAAGCACAGAUCUGAACGGGAUGUGCAACAGUACCAGUAUUCCUUCGUCAUCACCUGAGGUGGCAGAGUAUUUAUUGAAGUACACAGUGAUCGGCUCUCCGGAGCAGCGUCAGAGGUAUAAAAACGAUUUCAACGCCGAGUACAGUGAGUACCGGGAUCUGCACGCUCGGAUAGAGGGCAUCACCCGGCAGUUCACUGUGCUUGACAAUGAGCUCAAACAGCUUCAGCAAGGCACAGAAAAGUACAAGGUAGAUUCAACAAUCCACAAUCAGAUACUUCAAGAGUAUCAUAAAAUAAAAAAGACUAAUCCGAACUAUAGUCAAGAGAAGAACCGCUGUGAAUAUCUACACAACAAACUGGCACAUAUAAAGAGACUUAUUGCCGAGUACGACCAACAGCAACUUUAGAAGUAGUUAUUAGACAUUGUUUCCCUGUUAUCUCUGGAAACCAAGCAGAUAAUGGAAAACUGGAUUCCGCUUGUGCUAAGAAAUAUUCUCAUGAAAGAUGCCAUGAAGGGAGUAUUUCCCUCAUCGGAGCCAAAGGCUCUAGUGAGGACUGAAGCAGGACACACUUUGUUUUAUUUCCUUUUUUUUUUUUUUUUUUUUCUUUUUGGAAGAUGGGGGUUGUGCCUGGCGUGGCCAUGUCCAUCUGUGUACUUAAAAUGCAUUCAGAGGAAAAGGUUCUAUGUGGCUUUGGUGUUCUCAACAGCCCACCCUGCUUAUGGUGCACAGAGGUCUGAAAGAGUCGCUUUCUCGGGUAGAAUCCGAAUGAUCUUUCCUGCUUUAGUAACUGGAGAGAAGGGGGGACACUAAGGUGCAGAUUGUACGCCAAAUGCAACUAAUUUGUUUAUGACUAAAGAAAAAACUUAAGUGAAUUUCCCCAUAUACCGAAACAAAUGGUUGUGACGUUGAAUUUAUCUCCUUAUUUAUUUUUGACACUUAACUGGGAGGACUGAGUAUGUUUUACACUCCUCGAUAUCAGUACUUAAAAGCUGUCUCUCUUAUUUUCUGUCCUUGCAUCUUGAAUGUCAGCCAGUAUUUUUAUUCAGAAGCUGCCUUGCCCAUCUAAUUGUAACUCUGUUGGCGUUAAUUAUUUCUUUUCUCUUUUAAAGAGACGCAGAUAUUACUGUUGAUGAAAUCAAAACAAUGCCUCUACAUGCACAGAGUCAGACGCAGGUUUGUGCGCUUGGCUUUUUCUUUUCAAAAAUCAUGUGCAGAUGUCUUAACGGAGGGGGCGUUCAUGGAAGUUUGCAGUCGCUCUUGAGCUGUAGAUUUUCAACAGCACGGCCUCUUCGCUCAGUCAUGACAAGCUGCCGUGCUUGUUUAUCGGUUACAGCAGUGGUCCUUAGUUAUGGUUCAUCAUAUCGUAUCAUUGAAAAACUAGAUUUAGCUCUUAAUUGGUUGUCUUUUCAGUUCAGCUCAUGACGGCUUUUGUAGCAACAGAUUGAUUCAAGGUUUAUCUGAAGAGUCCUGCACCAGUUGUGCUCUUCAUAAUGCUUCAGAAGAUCCUGGAAUUGUAAGAUGAUGCAGACAGGGAGUGCGGAUCUACAGGCUUUUUUUUCUUUUUUUCAUCAAAAUUAGGUUUGAGCCACAGAUCUGAUAUCUCUUAAGUUACGAUCACUGUCACCUUUUUAGUUGUGUUAAGAUAGUGUUUACAAUGUCUUUAAAAAGAUCAAAUUCAUGGUUUCGUCUGCUCAUCGACCCACAUUGGUAGUCCAUCGAGACGACUGUUAAGAUGAAGCCAUCCUUGAUCAUCCUCCUGGUGGAGGCCUCACCUGCGACCAGUUUCUGCCUUUUUCAAAUGUGAUGUCAGAUAUUCACACGAGGUUGACCCUGAAAUCUAUUUUCUGGCUCAGCGCUCCUCUCUGAGAAGCAUCGCGUCAAGACUCGACGGAUCCGAUUUUAGAAUUGCUGUAUCAGAACUCAGCCCAAUGCACGAGCGAGUCGAGUUAAGUCAGCGGAUGCAUUUCUUAUAUUGAUCUUUUUAUGUGAAUAUGAAAAAUCAGCACUUUUUUUCUCCUGAUCUUGCUGUUACCUGGGGGUUUUGUCCAGAUGACUUUUCUCUUUGUCCAUCAGAGUGCAUGCUUUAUGAAUGUGUUACAAUGAACAGUCUUUGUAUCUUUACUUGAAGGAAAAAAAACAAACAAAAAAACUGCCCAAUGAUCUCAAAACCCAAGCGAAGGCCGAGUCCGACAGAAUCAGUGGGUAAUCAGUUCGACAUGGCUCUGACCAGCAUGUAUACCAAAGUGCUUACCGAGUGGGAUGACAGGAGACGCUCUACCAAAUGUUGGCAAAGGAACCUGUCUCAGUAUUCUCUACUUCCUGUUAUUAUUAUUAUUAUGUCUUUUGUCAUAACUUAUCAUGCAGUUGAAGCUUUUCUCAGUGUUUCGGUGUGUCGGAGGAGGCUCCUUUGCGCCAGAUGGGAUUUUGCAUGAAUGGGCUCAAUUGUUUCAAUGUAAUAGCAGGUUUCAGAUAAAUCACUAUCCUAAUACAAACACUACAUCAAGGCCAUCGCUCCCAGGUUCAUCGGAGUGAUACUAAGGCUGGUUCUGGGACUUGAUGGCGUCUGGCCGAGGGAACGUAAAGUCUGUCAAGGUGAAUGUCUUUUUUUUACCAGAAUCGACACUCGGCAUCGCCCAGUAUUGCUACCAUUAACAAGAAAGACACUUUUCACUGUUCAUUCUUACUGUAUCUUGUUUUCUCAAAGCAUUCUGAUUACUGUAUUACACUUCUAUAACGGACAAAAUCCAUUGUGAAUGAGUUCAUAAGUAAACACAUGUUUGCUCUGACAGAGAUCAAAGUGUGUGUGAAAGUAACGAUAUGCCAGCACAGGAGUACCGUUGUAUGAGUUGAUUGUGCCAAAAUGACCUGUUGUAUAGGGGUUUUUUUUUUUUUCUUUUCUCUGAGUAUAUACAUGCUGCUGUAUAAGCAAAGAGGGCUUUGGACAAGAGUCAUAUGAAAUGUUGGCGCUAAAACCCAAAGCACGCUUUUUGAAAACCAUAAGGGACUGGGACUGAAAUUGAUCUUUGUUUCAAUAAAAUUCUUUAAAAUCCUUAUUUGUGAAAUUCUGAA